UCAAACAGAAAAUGGCGGCUGAGAGGGAAGCUGGAGGAAGCAGACAGAAUAGAAGGGGAACGGUUUGUAACGUCGUGAUUAGCCAUGAGACUAGUCUGCGUAGCCAGCCCAUCAUCUUCAAUCCUGAUUUCUUUGUGGAGAAAUUGCGUCAUGAGAAGCCAGACGUCUUCAUGGAGCUGGUGUUGAGUAACAUCACAAGGCUCAUUGACCUUCCUGGUACAGAGUUUGCCCAGCUACUGGGGGAAAUGGAUCCCAAACUGCCCAGUGCAGCAGGUUUCUUCCGUUCCUUGAACUUCCUCAAACGCAAAGAUAAGGGAGUUGUGUUUGGAACCCCCUUGACUGAAGAAGGGAUUGCUCAAAUAUACCAGCUCAUUGAGUAUCUCCACAAAAAUCUGCACGUGGAGGGCCUUUUCAGAGUGCCUGGGAACAGCGUCCGACAGCAGGCUCUAAAGGACUGUCUCAACAAUGGUCUUGACAUUGACCUGGAUUCAGGGGAGUUCCAUCCUAAUGAUGUGGCUACUCUACUGAAAACCUUCCUUGGGGAGCUUCCUGAACCGCUGCUAACUCACAGGCACUACCACGCUCAUCUUAAAAUAGCAGAGCUAACGUUGUUUGACGAGAGGGGGAAUAAGACGGCUGCGCCAGAUAAAGAGCGUCAGAUAGAAGCCCUGCAGCUGCUGUUCAUGCUGCUCCCGCCUGCCAACCGCAGCCUGCUCAAACUCCUGCUGGACCUGCUGUACCACACUGCCAAACAGCAGGACAAGAAUAAGAUGUCCGCCUAUAACCUGGCCCUUAUGUUUGCUCCCCACAUCCUAUGGCCAAAAAAUGUGACAGCUAGUGACUUACAAGAGAAUAUACAGAAGUUGAACAAUGGUGUGGCAUUCCUGAUCAAGCACUCGCAAAAACUGUUCCGGGCUCCAGCAUAUAUCAGAGAACACUCUAGGAUGCAGUUCUCAGGAUUGAAGAUCCUUCAGUCAAAGGAUGAUCUGGAUCUCUUGCCCUCCCAAGGAGCUAAUGGCCUUGUCACUUCGAAGAGGAGCUGCCUCGAUCCUCCCUCCUGCUCCCAGCCUGAUGACAGCCAGUGUCAUACAGAAGAAGCUCUAAAGGAACUGUUCCGUCAUGUUAGCAACAUGCCGGAGUCUGCUAAGAAGAAGAAGUUGGUUCGACAGGCUUCUUUCAGAGUUGUUGAAUGCAUCCUUUACUUCUUCUAUACAAAAAAAAAAGGUUUUUUAUGUUUAAAACAGAAAAGGGUUUUGGGGAACCAGACUUUAAUGGAAAAGAAAAGCAAAAAUACGUCUCCAGAGCCCUCUACUCCCAUCAUGGUACUGACGGACAAACACGGGAAAGAAAACAUUGAUUUGCAAUCUUUUGAGAGGCCCCUAAAUUCUCCAGCCCUGGUAAACAGAACAGUGAAUUUAAAGUCUGCUGAUGAGAACUCCAGGGUCAAGGAUUGCUCCUCUUGUACCAAGGCCUGCUUUCCCCCAGCACAGGAGUCUUCUGUUUAAAAAAUAUUUUUUGAAAUGGUCCUUCAAAAGCUGUGAUUAAGUUUAUCAUUCACUGUGGUAUAUUCAACACAACUGAGCCAUUUUUCUGUAUGUAUAUAUGUAUAUGUUUUUGUUUUUAAAAAUGGUCUGUUUUGGAUCAAACGGUGAAACUAAAUCUUCUUUGGGAUUUCUGGAAGUCAGACUGUCAGCAUGGAUCUUGGUGAUUCAUUGACAUUAUACAAAGCUAGUGAUGGGUAUAAUUAACUAUAUAUAUAACUACCUUCUCUCCUAUCACAUGAAUAGGACACAUUUAAUUUGGGGAUACUCCAAUCCAUUUCCAUAUAACUUAUUCUGACGUAAUGGGUUGGUGGAUCUGAUAUAUUGAAAUACACACUGAAUCUGGAUGCCUGUUGGCCAUGCUGUACAUCUAUGCAUAAAAUGGCUCAUCUUAAUUCUAUUCCUUUUUAUAGAAAUAAAUGCGUCUGCAUUCAGAAUCUUGAUGGAGUCUUUGCAGUAAGAUGUCAGGUCUAACUUGGUGGUGAUAAAGUGAAAUUUGUGAAUUGAAUGUGUAAUUUAUGAAACUUCGGUUGGACUGUUAAUGGAUAUUCAACUGCUUCUAGUUCUGUUCCAAUACUGCCUUUUAUGUUUGGAUAGUUGUAGUGAAAUCCCAAUAGAUAUUUUAACACAUUUGGAAGGCUUUUUAAAUGCAAGUAACAUUAUUACUAUUUUGAAUGCAGGAAUGGGUUGAAUGUUGUUGGUCUUGGGAAGUGCACAAGAAGAUGGACCUUGUGUUUAGUUUUAACGUUUAAAAAGUUUUGGAAAUGCCAGACCAUUCUGGUUACAGGUCCAGAAAGUGUCAUAUUAAUUUAAAUGGUGGGAUAUGGAAAAUGCUAUGAGUAAAGGGUCAUUUGUGAAAUGCCAUGAAUGAAUUCAAAAGUAAGGAGGGUUCGCGAUAAGUAAUGAUUGAGAAAGAAUGUGGAAGAGAGGAUAUUCUGUUGAUUGAAUUUAAGUCUGUGAGAUGCUCAUAUGAAAUGUGAACGUAGCAAUUUUAUGGUUAGUUUUAGAAGUUAUUUAACUAAGUGCCUUUGUGAGAUUUUUUUAUUUACAUCACAGGCUCAAUAACUGUUUUUUUAACAUUUGGUUAACUAUCUUUAUUGGUAUGAUAAAUGUUGUCUUGUCUGACAGUGUUUUAAUAUACUACUAUGCUUUUAGAAUUUUGUUUACUAUCAUAAAUUAUUAAUUUAGGGAUAAUAAUGGGAGUAUUGGUAAGAGGUCCUGACGUUUUGUUCAUUAAUAUGGUUCUGAUGCUUCUGAAAUGUUAAAAAUAGUCUCCAUCAGAAUGUAGCUUCAAAAUGGAAAAUUCAAGACGAGUAAAAAAAACAUGCCUUUCCAGAACCUCCUUUCCAGUCUGAAUUGUGCCCACAUUUCCCCAGAGUAAUGUUAGCACAAUGAAAACCCUUUUCCUACAUGACCACUUCAAUUCUGAUAUUGAUGUGAUAAAAGUAGUGAGUCUGAUCUCUAAUGUCUGUUACAUUAUAACCACUGUGUGGCCAGUUGAGCCAUAUCUUAUUUUAAUAUUUGCACACAGACCUCACUAUUUCUAUAUCCUGUUUUUUUAAGGGCAUUUACAGUUUUUUCCCCUCUUAGUGAUGAAUGAAUGCUGCUAAAAUCUAAUCUCUGAUUUUAGCAUCUGUGCUGUGUCUUGGUUUCAGUUCACCUUUGUAAGCAAAAUUUGUUUUUUUGCUGCUUUAUUAGUCUUUUUUUUGGUUAGUUUCUUAGAAAAGCAAGUAGACAGAUGCAUCUUAUCUUGAAUGAUUAACUUAACAUUUAAAAUAUUUCAAACCUCACGCUGCUUUUUUCAAAUUUUAUCUAUAAAAUCACUAUAGAAGCCUGCAAGGAAAGGUUUUUUAAUACAACAUUGUGACCAUCCAAGGAAAUAAAGAUUGCUUCAUUAGUUCAGAUACAUCCUUACUGUCUUUAUUUGUUAGUCAGAAGUAUGCAUUUUGCAUGAAUUGUGGUGCAAAUAAUUUUGCACUCUAUAUACUACACUAUACUGAUUUGAAGUCGCGUUUGUUUAUAUUGAAAAACUUUUUGCAAUAGUGUGACAUUUUAAAAAAAUAAACCGAGACUGUUUUGUAUUUCUUCACAUAUUAUAUUGACAGUCUUGGGAAAAUCAAAUCGUGCUGUAAUGUAAUAGCAGUGCAGCUACUAUACAUCUUCAAACUAAAAUAGCAGGUGUUUGAAUACACUUCACUGGAGUAAUAGCUUUCUGACAUAGCAGACUGGGUUUGUGCCAGACAGCAGGCAGGCAACACCUUACUAAAGUAACAAAAUGUUCUGAGCAUGUUUUAAUAACUCAAAGUCAGAAAUAUCUGAAUUCUCAUUGCUUAGUUCAGAUAACACUUUUCUGUUUCUACUCUGAAGCAGGCAAUAAACAAAUAGAAACCUAAUUUGAAGCCAUGCCCAACUUGUAAGAGCCUAUAGGUGAACUUUAAAGUGAAGUUUGAAAUAGUGGGAUCAGUUUUGUAUGAGAAACAAAACUUGAACAAUUAACCCCUUACAUUUCAUAAUAACCUUUAUAGCUUUUUUCACAUCUUUGGCAUAUAGAAGCUGGAGAGCCUUGUCAAAAUCAGAAAUGUAUGAUUGCUAUCAACCUGCUUUCUCGUGAAUAAGUAGGUAAUCUUGUAGUAUAUGCUUUACUAACCAACCAAAAUAUUUCCUGGCCAUUAUAGUCUUAAACUGUGCAAUAGAGCACAGCACAGGUCGCAUAAAAUUCUGUUUUAAGAA
Messenger RNA from Lepisosteus oculatus (spotted gar), 4271 nucleotides. The record is from RefSeq and is a predicted model, not a curated record. Lineage: Eukaryota; Metazoa; Chordata; Actinopteri; Semionotiformes; Lepisosteidae.